AGAACGAGCCAGCUUUUAGAAAGUAAGCAUCGAUACCCUUUAAAUUGCUCCCGCUCCACCUCAAACCCCCAGGUGCUAACAGCCAAGUGCUCCAGGGCCCGGCUGCCGGCGCUCUACUCGGACUUCCAACCGCAGCGGACACUGAACCCGGACGGAUACCAGGCCAACGUGUCAGCUUGGCGGCGUGCGCUCGCCCGGCUCGUGCGCGCGGGGCUCGCUCCGUCGCCGCGCGCCGCCGCCGCGAACCUGCUCGUGCUCGAGUGCGACGAGGCCCUGCUGCGCGCCCUCGAGUCGAAGCAGUACGGCCGCCCGCUGGCCCUCGGCGCCGUGGUGCGCGAGGCCCUCGCCGCCCAGGACCUGGUGCCGCUGCGCGACUUCCUCACCACCCGCGAGAGCAUCUACGCCAGACGCGGCAACGGCGGCGCUGGCAGCUCGUGGUCCGUAUGGGGCCUGGCCGCCUGGACCAUGAGGCAGAUCGGCGUGGCCGACUUGUCUCUACCGUCGCUAAUGGGGAAGGGGGAAGGGGGUGAGACGCUGCCGGCCGGGCAGUUCGUUGUCGUCGCCAACGUGGAGGAAACGGCCCAGCGGUUCGGCGAGCAGAGCGAAGGGCUGCAGUCGCGUUUCGAGCGCACCUUCUCUAGGGCGCACUUCUACAAGACGUUCAAUGGCCAGCUCGCCGAGGAUGCCGCCGGGAGAAGCCAGCAUUUGUCCGAGGCGGAUGCCGAUGUCCUGCUGACGUUUCUGUCGCGGGAUAAGGGCGCCGUGCUGUACGACGGCAAGACGGUCAAGAUCAAGGCACCUGGCGAGGCAGCGUUGACCGCGAUCACAGACGAAGACGUGUCCAUCGCUCAGCUGAAAGAGCUGCUCGAGUACUUGACACACCAGACGGCGCUGCUCGGCAAGCGCGUCGAAGAGCUCACGGCGGCCGCCAAGGACGCGGUGGUCAAGAAGAACCGCGUGGCGGCGCUGGCGGCGCUCAAAUCCAAGAAGCUGGCCGAGUCGACACUCGAGCGGCGCUUCGCCACAGUAAACCAGCUGGAGGAGGUGGCGGCCAAGAUCGAGCAGGCGGUCGACAACGUGCAGCUGGUCAAGGUGAUGGAGUCGAGCAGCGAGGCCCUGCGCAGCCUGCACGCGCAGGUAGGCGGCGUCGAGGGCGUCGAGGACGUCGUCGAUCGCCUCCGCGAGCAGACGGCCGCCGCCGACGAGGUCAAUUCCAUCCUAGCCGAGUCCGCCGGCACCAUGGUGGUCGACGAGGGCGAGAUCGACGACGAGCUGGCCGCCCUCGAAGGCGAGGAGACGCGCAAGCUGGCCCAGGCGGAGCGGCAAAAGCAAGAGACAGAGCAGGCCCGCAGGGAAGCCGAGCAGACCAGAGAGGCCGAGGAGAUACGCAAGCGGCUCGACGCCGUCGAGAAGCUGUCUGCACAGCAAGAGCAGGAAGAGAGACGCGCGCCCGCCGAGGCCGAGGCGCAGGCGGCCGAGAGAUUGAUGAGUAGGAUGUCCCUAGACGAGCGCCCGGAACCGCAGGCUGCCACAUGACAUGAUAUGACAUGACAUAUAUUCUUCAGACGCGCUCUCUUUCUAAGCUAGCUCUGUUUUUGCUAAUCUCUUUGGCCGGCUCCUAUAGUUUGACGGGAUGGGUUCUGGUACCGUCCAUGCCAACAACGAUGUGUAAUGUCUCCAAUACAAAUAUUUUCGUGCCCACUUUCAUCAAGGCUUUACAACUCACUACCUGGGAAAAUACCAUAUUUUAUAGCGAAAAUUACCGCGUUUGCUGGCUGCACCGCUUUAAGCGCUGGCAACGUAGUCGCUAACGUCAACAUACUUUCAAAUAUGGUAAUUGCGUAUUUUCUUGGGAGUCUUCGACUGCCCUGACUACCCUAAUCGACAACCCUGCUGCAGGCAGUCCUGCCAGUCUGUUGCUUCCAGUACUGCAACCGCAAGGACCUUCUAGUAAGGGCUUCGCAGGCAACAG
Molecule: messenger RNA, 1972 nt
Organism: Lasiosphaeria miniovina
Lineage: Eukaryota; Fungi; Ascomycota; Sordariomycetes; Sordariales; Lasiosphaeriaceae
Product: Snf7-domain-containing protein
Exons: 1
Coding region: 466-1536 (356 amino acids)
Biological process (GO): late endosome to vacuole transport via multivesicular body sorting pathway; vesicle budding from membrane
Cellular component (GO): multivesicular body; ESCRT III complex
Source: RefSeq, a predicted model, not a curated record